GGAAAACAUAUAUCAUAAUAACGAAGACUAAUUUUCUGAAAUGGUCUCACAAAGAGUUGUACGCUACGUUGGGUAUGCUGGAGCAGCAGCAAACUGGCUUGUUCCAAUUGCUGGUAUCGUGAAUUUUUCAUCCCGCCCGAUAAAUGAUAUCGAUGUAAAAAUGACAUCAGUACUUUGUGUCUAUAGCUUAUUGUUCUUACGUUGGUCAAUCGCCGUUUCACCAGUCAAUUAUCCGUUGUUCUUCUGCCAUGCAACAAACAGCACGGUCCAGGCUGCGACAUUACUUCGACUUGGCUAUGCUAAGAUAACUCAAAAACCUAAUAAGCAAUUAAUUAAGUAAUUCAUUGAUUAUUUAUAUUCGAGGUUGGCAUAACUGCAUAGACUUAUUUAUUGCUUAUGCCUCAACUUUUCAAUAUAUUCAGGUGCAAUUUUCUCUCAUUUCGCUCGAUUUUUGUGUUGCUAUUAAAGUUAUAAUUUGUUGCCUUUGCAUUUGGUAAAGGGCAUACAUUACGCUUUUAUAUAAAUUAAUUUAAUUUUCGGCACAGGUGACGAAGGCUCGAGAGAAAGUAUAUUUGUCCACUUAAAGGAGAGAAAAAAGGCUCAAAAAUCCAGGAUUUUAAAGUAGUUACGUAUCCAGGAUAAAACCUCAGAAGCGAAUUUGUAUUUUUUUAUUGUAAUCGGAUUUAAUUACUUUAGCUGUGAAACUGCAACUAUAGUAAAAUGAAUCAGUAGUGCUACCUUUAGAAAAGUAUUCGUAUAAAAUAACUACAUUUGACAUU
This is a messenger RNA of Phytomonas sp. EM1, 779 nucleotides long. Lineage: Eukaryota; Euglenozoa; Kinetoplastea; Trypanosomatida; Trypanosomatidae. The record is from the annotation of a GenBank genome assembly.